This is a messenger RNA of Arabidopsis arenosa, 1230 nucleotides long. The record is from the annotation of a GenBank genome assembly. NCBI's taxonomy places the organism in Eukaryota, Viridiplantae, Streptophyta, Magnoliopsida, Brassicales, Brassicaceae.
UUUGCUUAAAAAAGAAUUCUUCUUUCCUCCACAUAAUACUCUCUUUUUGACGUCUCACCUUCUCCAGUCCUCCCCUUAAAUUUUCAUUUUGUUUCUGAUUUAUGUAAAUUGAUUGAUAUGGAAUCGACGAAUCAAAGCUCUGGUUAUGAUCAAUCACGGCGUAAACGUAAGAAGAAACAACCACCGCAAGCACCGUCUCAGUCAUCGGUUGAGAAAUGGAGAUCGGAGAAGCAACAACAGAUCUACUCGACGAACAUCAUUCAUUCUUUAAGAGAACUCCGGAUUAGCUCCGCCGUCAAGUCGCCGUCUCCUCGCGGCGGAGAUAUAGCAGUACGUGACGCUGCUUAUAGAUCAUUAGCGGUUACGGCGAGAGGAAGAACAUUGUGGAGCAGAGCUUUAUUAUCUAAAGCCGUGAAGCUCAAGUUCAGGAAACAGAACCGGAUGAGAAAUUCGAAUUGUGCGAUAACCGGGAAUAUUAAUAACCGGUUAAGGAAAAAAAGAGCGACGGUUUUGAGGCUGAAGGGGAAAGGUUUGCCAGCUGUACAGAGGAAGGUGAAAUUGUUGAGCCGGUUAAUUCCCGGUUGCCGGAAACAACCGUUACCUGUGGUUUUAGAAGAAACUACUGAUUAUAUUGUUGCCAUGGAGAUGCAGAUUCGAGCUUUGAAUGCUUUAAUCUCCGCCGUGGCGCAGCCAACGCCACCGUCGGAGACAGGUCAUGAUGGGGAAGAGACACACAUGCUCGUUCUAAAAUCAAAUCCUGUGUAUCUCUCUGUAUGCAUGACAACUCUGUCCUUUCCUCAUACUGUCAUACACGUUUACAAUGUUUCUGCCUCCUGCAACGACCUCCCUUUUCUUGAUUCUUUCCUCGACACACCUGACACCACCAAGCUCACUUCUGUCAAAUGGGCUGCUUUGCGCAGUCUAUGGGAAUGGCCGGAGGUCAAGCCAUCGUGGCUUAUCCACAAUCAAACGAGUCUGCAAGAGGGUGAUAUGUUCUUCGAACGAGAACAAUGAAAUGGUUGUGUUGGUAAGUCUUAAGUCAAUGUCUGGGAACAGUUGUCUCUGCCUCAUCAUGUAAAGGUGUUUCCAAGGUUACUUCCAAGUGUUUAAGAUUUGAGUAGAUUUUUCAAACUUCCUUGAGAGAAUCUUACAUCAUUGGAUCUCCUGAGGAAUUAGUGUGUUAUCCAAGUUAGGUUUGAGCACUCAAUCCAAUAAUUAGAUUUAGCUUUA